AUGCCUUCUGCUCAUGCGACUCUCCCCCUUCCUGCAUCCUCAAUUAGUGAAGGAUUUGAAAGAUCUUUAGGGCAUAUAUCAAGUGUGAUGAUUUUUGUUGAUACAAGUGGAGAAUCCUUAAGGAAAAUGCAAAAUUCUGGGUUUAUUCAAAUAAUAAAUACUGCCUCAAAAGAUUUCACCUUGCUUUUCACAUGGGCUAAUUCUGUUGGAGGGCAAUCUGAAUUUACUGGUCAUCACUUCAACUCAAAGAUAAAGCCUGAUGGCGUGCAUGGUGUGCUUCUACAUCACAAGACUGCAAAUGAGCAAUAUCUGCUCACAUUUGCAAUUGCAGCAGAAGAGACUGAAUAUAUUCAUAUCUCAGAAUGCUCUAUCUUUGUUAUAUCUGGUUCUCACAAAGGCAUCUCCGCGAAGGACAUGUGGCAUGAAGUUAAACAGGCUGUGUUGCCCCAUAUAAGCUAUCACUAUGCUCCAAGCAUUUUAUAA
Molecule: messenger RNA, 483 nt
Organism: Vicia faba (fava bean)
Lineage: Eukaryota; Viridiplantae; Streptophyta; Magnoliopsida; Fabales; Fabaceae
Source: the annotation of a GenBank genome assembly